Molecule: messenger RNA, 1905 nt
Organism: Neoarthrinium moseri
Lineage: Eukaryota; Fungi; Ascomycota; Sordariomycetes; Amphisphaeriales; Apiosporaceae
Exons: 3
Coding region: 1-1905 (634 amino acids)
Biological process (GO): regulation of DNA-templated transcription
Source: RefSeq, a predicted model, not a curated record
AUGGCAUUCGGUUUCUCGGUCGGCGACUGCAUCGCCAUCGGCAAAUUGGUUGCAAGCACCAUUUCUUGUCUACACGAAGUAGGCGGUUCCCGGUCCGAUUUUCAGCUCCUGACCUGCGAGCUAGAAUGCCUCGAGCAAGCUCUCCAUCGGCUGGAAACCAUGGAGGCAAGCCAGCGAUCACCACAGCUGGACUCCAUCAGGUGUGCCGCCUUGAGCUGCCGGCGUCCGCUUGAGACCUUCUUGCAGAAGCUCCAGAAGUACCAGAGGUCCCUCGGCCAGUCUUCGAAACUGGAGGAUAUCCGGAGCGCAGGCAGGAAGGUGCAAUUCGCGCUCUGGGAAAAGGACGAGGUCAUGAAGUUCAGGAGCUAUCUCAGCGUGCACAUUGGGACGAUCAACGUAAUGCUGGCUGAGCACGGGUUUGAGAAGAUGGACUUCAUCGCCAACGAAACCGCGGCCACCCGGGACAUGAUUAAGGAAAGUCUUGAUGAAGCAAGGCAUACCUCUUCACGGCUUCACCAGAGCCUACUCUCUCAAAUUGAUUGCAUCGAAAAUGCUAGUUCUGUCCUAGGGCGACUUCUCGGCGUACUCAGCCACGACAUUCGGUCUUCCUUGGCUUCUAUUGCGACAACAGUUGCUAAGAUAUGCACAUACUCGCAGCAGAUGUACAACUUGCUUCAGGAGAUACGUGCGAACGUGCUCAUAGCGCCGGAUACAAAAUGGUCCUUCUUUCAAGCACCGGCUAUGCUGGAAGACGCACUGGGUCGCAAGUUACCAGUUCCCUCGGAGUACGAUCUCGACAUCUUGAGAGCCAUCAUAUCGACCCGAUUCCUCCGCGGGCCCGGGUCCGUCGAAGUGUCGAACGGAGAUUACGAGCUCUUUUACGCUGAGGGCUCAGAAAAGACCCUGUCUUGCGGAACUGCUCUGCGGCCCGGCAGCUCGAUAACCAUGGUCGUGGUGAUUCCGCAGACGCUCAGCUUUGCCACGGCUGCAACACGCAAGAGGCGGCAGUCGCCUGUCGAGUUGGGCAUGGUAUGCAACAGGAAUAUUGCCGAGGAGCUGAACGACCCUCAACAGGUCGGGCCAUUGCUACUGAAGCCGCGGGUACCCGAGUGGCCAACCACCAAGACGAUCUCGACCUCGUUCAAGAACGUCCGCUAUUCCCACGACCUGAGCGCCCCUUGGGCCUGGGUGAACUCUAAGCGGUCGGCAGCGCAGCCUGGGGCCAUUACGAUGGAGAAUAAAGAUCCCCGACUGAGACCUGCUCUGAUCUACUUGGAUUCGGUGAAACUGUCUCUGAUUGACGAACCCCUGACGUACCGCCAGGUAGUCGAUCUGCUGAGCCUGUUCAAUGCAGGCAAGCUGUCGCCACAUGACCUCAUUGAACGUAUGGACGUGCUGCUGUGCGAGUAUCCGUCGCUGACAAGAGGCUUCGUGAAAUUGCUCCUAAUCGAAUGCGGAGCUAGUUAUACGCACCCUGCCCCGAACAUCGGCGAGCUGGGGCCGGACGUAGUCCGGGGACAUCUGGAAGACGUGGUCGAAGACAUGGAGAACGGUGUCAUCGACCGGCUCGAGACCUUGCAACAACUGGAGUCGACGUUGACCGACGAGCAGUCCACCAUACCCAGCCCAGAAGCCCAUCCUUCUUCAGACGAAGACGAUCAGGACUGUAUAGCUUACAGAAACCUGAUGCGCGCGGCAUUCGGGGACUCAUGGCCAACCUGUCACCAAGCUGUGGACAUACUCAGGGACUACCAGAACGGGGUUGCGAGCCGCCAUGACGCGUUCACGCGAGCGGAGGUUCUGAUCAGCCAGCACCCGGCUUUCCUGAAAAAGUUUGGCCAGUUCUAUCUCCCACCCGCCUUGGAGAGCUGGCCAGCUGAGGAGAUCAAGCAUGAGAGUCGCUGA